CUCACCUUUUAAUCCCUCAAAUCACAACUGAGAUAAAACAAUGGACUUGUAAAGUUUGUGUUAUUGAAAAGUUGAACACAAGAGAGUCAAAGACCAAACCCGGAACCUUGUACAAACCUAUAACAUUUCAAGAUGAAGCGGGCAACAAAGUUCAAGGAAUGACUUAUCAGAAUGAUAUUGAACUGCUUGAUGAAAGGCUCAAGUUAUACUCCACAUAUAUUAUCUCUAAUGCAUUAGUCUCUCGUGCUAAUGAAUUUUUCAAUGUCCCAGAUGAGAAAUAUAGGUUUGUUUGGUCAAUUAAUAGAAAAACUCUUAUACAAGAUGUCGAUGAUGAUCAACAAUUGGAUUUGCAACCUUCUUCUGACAUAGAUACAAAACCAUUUGGACAAUUGUAUGCCCACAAAUCUAAAAGACACGCAAUCAAUAUCAUUGGAGUUGUGAUUUCUAAACUACCAAGAGAAUUUAUUGUCACCAACCGGACAGGACAACAAAAAGCUAAUGAUUUUGUAAUGGUUGAUGAAGAGCUUAAACCUAUCAUUUUCACAAUGUGGGGAAAUUUUACGGUUUAUCAAGGGAUUGAAAUUGACAAAGAACUCCAAUAAGGAGAUUAUCCAGUUGUUCUUGGAAGAAGGAUUACUGUCACCCCAUAUCAAGGAAUUUCCUUAUCUACAAGAUCUGAUUCUGGUGUAGAAGUGAAUCCGUUUGGUAAACGUGCUGAGGCUCUUAAAGAAUGGUAACCUAAAU
Messenger RNA from Ipomoea nil (Japanese morning glory), 744 nucleotides. RefSeq lists its product as uncharacterized. Bases 159 to 602 code for a protein of 147 amino acids. Lineage: Eukaryota; Viridiplantae; Streptophyta; Magnoliopsida; Solanales; Convolvulaceae. The record is from RefSeq and is a predicted model, not a curated record. The transcript is spliced from 5 exons.